UAAUGUUUAUUGUUAAGUUACUGUUGGAUAUUUUAUUACUAAAAUGAUCGGAAGAGUUCUAGGAUGGUUUGGCCUAGUCUCCAUUAUAAUUAUCGCUCUGCUAGGUUUCGGAUUGUAUCUUACAUUGUUAACAUUUUUCGUUUCAUUUUUAAUUGGGGUAUUAACUAUCUUUUACUUGAACUAUGACCAUAAGAAAGUGUUUUCUGCUGAUAUUGAUUGUUUGGAUGACCCAUUGCAACAGACAAACUUUUCAAUACAAUCUGCUAAGGUUUUAGAAUUGUUUGAGAAUGAAAAACCCUCCCCUAAAUUUGACAGUAGAAUCACAGGCAGUGAAACGGUGGACUCAUUUAUAAGCGAAAUAAUCUCCAUUAUAAUCAAUGACUAUGUUACCACUUGGUAUGAAGUUGUGACAGAUGAUCAGGAAUUCACCUCACAUUCUAUAAAAAAGCUGGUGGUUGCAGCAGGGGCUAAUAUAGCAAAUAGAGUGAAAUGUGUAGAUUGGGUCCAUCUACUCUCUACAAGAUUUCCUGAGGAGUUGACAGUACAUUUGAAACUGUUUAAGCAGUCGAGAGUUAGAUUAAAACACUUGCAGUUAUUAAGUGCCAAAGAGGUAAAUGGGACCUCAAAACCAAGCCCAAAGAAACAAGACGAAAAGAAGACUCAUCGACGAAAUAAAAGCGAAACUGAUUUGACAUGGCCUCCAGAUUCACAGACAUUUGGCAAAUCUAAAUUCUAUAGUAGCUCAGAGAAUAUAGGUAGUAAUAAUUUAAUGGACCUAUUUUUCGACUUGGAAUGUUCAAUGGAGAAUAAACAGAUUUGUCGUGAUACAUUUUGCACUGACUCAGAAAAAGAAUUUGCUUUACUCUGUGAGGUAUCAGAAGCAGUUUUGUAUCUAGUCGCGCCGGAAGAGGCCUGGAAAUGUCACGCAAUGAAGUUACUUUUAAUAGAUUUGCUGUCUGCAAUUGUUUUGAAACCUUUGAUCAAUUUGUUGAGUGACCCUGACAAUAUCAAUCGGGCUAUUAUUAGAUCUUGUUGUAGAGAUUCCUGCCUGUCUUCCGAACUGUUUCUACUGGUCAUUAGAUCUUGUGGUGAUGCUGAGGAAUUGGAUGCGACAUUAGAACUUGUUCAGAAGGAUAUACAGAAACUACAUUCAAGAGACAGUGCAGGCGAAUGGGAAUUACAAGAUCGCCAGAAAUUAUCUUCCUUGCAAUAUUUAUGUAGAAUAAUUCAAGCAAGGUUAGCCACGUUGGGACCCCAAGAAGGCGCAUCUAAUAGCAGCAAUACGGAUAAAGUAUCUGAAGAAGUAUUGAGGACGUUAAAAUUCCUAAGAGCUAUCGCUGCUUGGAAAUCGAACGCCCAGUAUCUACUAGAGAUUGAAUUGAAUGAAGCAGACGCACCACAGACAUCAAAAGCUGUAAUCGACAACCUCAGAUCGUCAGCGUUAGAACUUUGCGAUACAUAUCUAUCACCAAGCCGGGCAGCUAUAUUGGGUACACCUGAAAAUUGUCACGCGGAAUUAGUGCGUAAGAUAACCACUGAGGGCGAAGAAUUCACAAACAAUCCCGUUACGUGCUUUGACGACAUGCAAAAGUGCGUGAGCGACGCUUUAGAGGAUGAUCCAUCAUGGCAAGCUGACUUUAUGAUGGAUAAUGAGCAAGGCGAAUCGAAUGGAGUAAAUAGUGACUACGUUAGAGAAACUAAACCGGAAAUUCCGAAAUAUGCUGAAAAAUGCAGACGAAUAAUGAAAACCUGUUUCAACCAAUUGCCAAAGCUGUUUAACAAAACGAAGUACAAAGGCAACAUCUGUAACAAGUCCUCUACCUUUCCCCGUUCCUUAACCCGAAGAGUUCCAAGUAACAAGAAUCACACGAUACCUAAAUGCACCUGCGAUAUGGUCUUACCAGUUAUUGGAGCCAGGCAUAAUCGUUCGAGAUCAGAUAUUGUUGGCAGCUUCGCGCAAAAAAUGGUCAAUGACAAUGCUGGUCCAUCGAAUUUAAAAUCUGCAAAUACGAGCAGUUUAUCUUUAUCACAUUCAGCGAUAAGUCAGAGCGCAAAAAAUAUGAUGUCGCCGUUAUCAGCGUAUAUUAUUGAAACAGCACUAGUUCAGGAUAAAGGUAGAACUUUUGGAAUAUACGCUAUCGCAGUGACCAGAGCUUCAGAUAACGAAGUUUGGCACAUAUACAGGCGAUAUAGCGACUUUUACGAUCUGCAUGCGGCAAUCAAAGACAAGUGGCCAGAACUUGGCCACCUUCCGUUCCCAGCCAAGAAGACAUUUCAAAACACGUCGAGAAGUGUACUGGAGAGUCGAAAACGUAUGCUCAACAACUAUUUGCAAAGUUUAACUAGUAUAUCAAGAGACGCAAGGUAUAUGACAUUACUAUCGAUGGAAUACUUGGGAGGAUUCCUCAGUCCGGAAAUUCAGACUGAAAGACACGGUAAUUCGAUUGAUGCACUUCUGGUGAAUUCUAUAAAGGCGGGUAUGAGAACAUUGAAAAGCAUGCCUGAUCAAUUCGCUAAUACAGUGGAUGGAGUUAUGGAUGGAAUUUCAAAGGUAUUUCAAGGAAAAAGUGGCGACAGUUAUGAUAACUUCAAGGUUGGGAGCUCUUCUGAUAUUCAAGAUGAUGGAGAUGAAAGCGUGCCAUUACGCUUAUUGGAAGAGGUGUUGGGAAUCCGAGGGUUGUGGCUGAGGAGACGACUUCUUGCACCGCUCAGGACCAUGAUAGCUGACCGUGUUAAUAAAAAAGUAUUAGAAUUCGUUUCGUCGUUGACGUCACCAAGGAACAUGGUCCAAUAUUUAAAAACCUUUAAACAAUGGUUGACUAAUCGAAACAACCCCGCCGUGUCAGCGCGAGAUGCGGCUACAAAAGCUAGGACCAGGGUUGCCGCUAAAGUAGCGCUAUUGUCGGCAGCAUCAGAUGACCUCAGGCACAUAGUGGGAACUGACGCGGCACGUAGAGGCCUUCUAACAGUAUUCGAUCUAUUCCAAACGCAAGAGAUUAACAGGAGAUUGCUGUUUGUGUUACUUGAAGUGACCUUGUGCAACCUAUUCCCUGACAACCAAAUUCAGGACAUGUUCAAGAAGCUGUAUUCAAAAUCACCACGAGUACCCGUUGCGAAGAAAUCGGUUAAUGUAUAAAUAUAGUCGAAGCUAUAACUUUAUAAGUUAAACAAAGUCAAUUGUACCGAUUCUUAAUUAAUUGUUAAAAUACAAUAACUCUGGUCAAAUACCUAUUUGACCAAAGUUAUUGUUUUGCAGUGUUUCUUAACCUGAGAUGUGUCUCUGUGACGUAAUUUUUUUUCUAGCUUAAACCAAUUCUGUAAUUCGAAAUCAAAAUGUAGCUCUUUCGAUUCCGACGCAGUUAAUCGCUCUGGUGCAAUAAUUCUCAUAGCAGCUUAUUUAUAGUCUAUAUCACAUAGGAGAUAUUUAAUAAUAUUAUAAUUAAAGUAACUUGUCAAAAAUUUAUUUUAAUUGUUGAAGCAACUAGUGUUACUAAAGCUAAGUUCGUCGUAUUUAUUUGACAGCUGAAAACGUAUAGUUUAAUUUGUUACACAGCUAAAUUUAAUGGAAUUUGUAGUUCAUACAAGCUUAAUGAUUUAAAUCGUUAACUAAG
This is a messenger RNA of Pararge aegeria (speckled wood butterfly), 3611 nucleotides long. RefSeq names its product sorting nexin-13-like. Gene Ontology annotation, molecular function: phosphatidylinositol binding. Gene Ontology annotation, cellular component: early endosome. The record is from RefSeq and is a predicted model, not a curated record. Lineage: Eukaryota; Metazoa; Arthropoda; Insecta; Lepidoptera; Nymphalidae. The transcript has 24 exons. The coding region runs from base 44 to 3136 and encodes 1030 amino acids.